GAGCCCAUACCACCACCCUACAAGAAGCUAGUAGCGUUCCAGUUCCACCACCAGCACCACCUCCUUCUCUCCCUCCAAACCAAAACGAUAACAAUGUCUUCAGCCUCUCCCAACUGCAGCAGCAGGAAGGAGAAACUUCCGUCACCCCUGCCUCCGCCGCCGUCUCACGACGACCGCCACAGCCACCAUUCGGCCCCGGGCGAACUAAGUUGGCUUGACAACUCCUGCGUCCAAGACCUGGACCACUUCGCCAAGACCCUCACCGGCAUCAAAGCCAAAGGCGUCCGCCCCGAGCUCCUCGGCUCCAUUCUCUCCCACUACGCCUCCCGCUGGCUCCCGGAGCUUUUUGGCCGCGCAUCCGCGGGCCCCACGCCGGAGAGCCCCACCGCUGCCUGGCUAAAGAAGCGCUUCUUCAUCGAGACCCUGGCCUCCGUCCUCCCAACCGAGAAGGGCUCCAUCCCAUGCGAUUUUCUGCUGAAGCUGCUACGCACGGCGAGCAUGGUCGGCGCGGAGCCGUCGUGCGUGCGGGAGCUCGAGGCGCGUGCCGCCGCUCAGCUGGACGAAGCCUCGCUCAAGGAGCUGAUGAUUCCCGCCUUCAGCCACACGUGCGGUACGCUUCUGGACGUCGGCCUGGUGCUGAGACUGGUACAGAGGUUCGCAGGGACUGACGACGGCGGUGCGGCGGCGAAGAGUGGCGCCGCCCUUGCGAGGGUGGCGAAGCUGGUGGACUCGUACCUGGCAGAGGUCGCUCUCGACGCUGGGCUCACCGUCGCUGAGUUCGAGGAGCUCGCAAGCUCGCUGCCGGCCCACGCGCGCGCCAUGGACGAUGGGCUCUAUCGGGCCAUCGACACAUACAUCAAGGCCCAUCCGAGCACCAGCAAGCAAGAGAGGAAGACCCUGUGCAGGCUCAUCGACGCUCGGAAACUAUCAGCAGAGGCCUCCCUCCAUGCCGCCCAGAACGAGCGCCUGCCCGUCCGAUCGGUGAUUCAAGUCCUCUUCUCCGAGCACACCAAGGUUAAUCGCUUGACCGACUGGAGCGGGUCUUUCAGUGGAUCCAGGAGCCCCAACCCUGCGGCGCUUGAGCCGCCGGGGCGGUGCCCGUCCAAGAGGGAGGUCUUGGUCCAGCAGCAGGAGAUGCGUCGACUACGAGAUGACGUUGCCAGGCUCCAAGUGCACUGCCAUGCCUUGCAAGCUCAAAUCGAUAAGCUCACUUGUGUGAAGAAAAAGAGGGGGUUCUUCCGGUGGGCUUCUUUCUUGUUGUUGUUUAGGACUACUUCUGAUGUCGUGGAGAAGGUGGAGGAGUACGAGCUGGGCGCCGAGCGGCCGACGCCCAUGCGCACCAAGAAGGGGAGGUUGGCGCAGGGCAAGGGCACGCCGGCCAAGUGGCGCAACUCCUUGUCUUGAGGAUGGCAUCAUGGCCUCGACGCACGAUUAAUGUCUUGUAAUGUCGGUUGUCUGCACCACUUUCCAACUUAAA
Messenger RNA from Musa acuminata AAA Group (dessert banana), 1477 nucleotides. Its product is annotated as root phototropism protein 3-like. Lineage: Eukaryota; Viridiplantae; Streptophyta; Magnoliopsida; Zingiberales; Musaceae. The transcript is spliced from 2 exons. Bases 94 to 1404 code for a protein of 436 amino acids. The record is from RefSeq and is a predicted model, not a curated record.